This is a messenger RNA of Cokeromyces recurvatus, 565 nucleotides long. RefSeq lists its product as uncharacterized. The coding region runs from base 54 to 524 and encodes 156 amino acids. The transcript has 3 exons. The record is from RefSeq and is a predicted model, not a curated record. NCBI's taxonomy places the organism in Eukaryota, Fungi, Mucoromycota, Mucoromycetes, Mucorales, Mucoraceae.
CAAUUUCUUUUUCUUUCUUUCUUUUUUUUUUAAUAAUUCUUAAGCUUUGAACAAUGAUUAACGACAUUUGGGCUGAAAGUGAUAGUGAGGAACAAAUCAAAUACGAGAAAACACUUGCAGAGAAUGAAUGGAAUCGUCUUCAAGAAGAUCAUGGCAAUGUUGGUUAUAAAGAAGGUAUAGUGGAAGGAAAAGAAGUAAAUAUGCAACGAGGGUUUGAUCGAGGAUAUAUCGAAGGACUUUCCAUCGGGAAAGCAGUAGGUAGACUUCGUGGUAUAGUUAGUUGUCAAGUUAUCUUUUAUAGACAAAUAAUGAAAAAUGAAGAAGCAGCAAAAGAAUUGGAUAUAUUAUUUGAUGAAAUAGAUAAAACUGAAGUUCAUCAUAUCUUUAACGUUGAUUAUUUUAGACAAGAUGGUCCUAAGGAUGUCGAUAAUUAUAUUGCGCCUGAAGUUUUUGUUAAAAACCUGGAAGAAAAAGUGAAUUCAACAUUGAAGUUGAUUACAGAAAAGUAUUCUCCCUCCUCCUAAAUAUAUAUAUAUAUAUGUAAUAUACGCAUAGAUGAUAAACA